UGUCAUACCAACUAGGUUUCGUGAAUCCAAUAUCAAAAUAACCCACCCGGUCCGGCUUGCGCUAGAUACAUGACUGUAUUUCAACCCGGGAAUAGAUGUACUAUGGCAUCCGAUGCCUUUUUCAACUUUGGCGAGAUCGCGAAUAUAUCUAUCUGGAGUCUGUUCUCCCGUCUUUAUUAUGUCAAUAAAAGAAAUUCAAAGUUCACACCCAAACACGUUUCUUCCGUGUCAACUCCCGCCGAUACUGGAUGUAAUCGACGUCCGUCACGCGCAUACCAGUCAGUAGGUCUGAAGUUCAAGGUCCCCUUGGUGCAUCAGACACACUAGCUCCUCUUAAGGCGCAGCGAGUAUGGGAGGAUAUACAGUUGUCGUUGCAAGGAUGUAUUUAUGAGGGAGGCAGAUCUAACAUCAUCUCGUCUCAUCUCGUCGGGAUCAUUCCAUGUGGGAAAGUGGAUUGUGAGUUGCGAACAUACACAUGAGACGAGACGAGACUGGUGUGUAUGGACGAUACUAGGAUCGGGUCAACAGAUCAACCAGAUGUCGGCAAUGUUUCGGUCGCAGGAUAUAGAUCUUAUGAUUGGGGGGACUUUC
Aspergillus ibericus CBS 121593 is the source of this 591-nucleotide messenger RNA. RefSeq lists its product as uncharacterized. The transcript has a single exon. Bases 103 to 327 code for a protein of 74 amino acids. Lineage: Eukaryota; Fungi; Ascomycota; Eurotiomycetes; Eurotiales; Aspergillaceae. The record is from RefSeq and is a predicted model, not a curated record.